UGGGAAGGACAGGUAAUGAGACAGUAACAGUGUGGGUGUGCACAGGGGCUGUAGGCAGCAGCCCAGCUCCCCCACUGGUCAGACAGUUGGUAUGCUCCAGGAUCUGAGCAGCUCCUUCUAGCAUCCUUCAUCCUUCAGGUACCAGCCAUCUGGGCAGUGCUUGAGCUGCAGAAACUGGGACCAGCCCUGGAUUCUACCUGACCCUCCCCAGUAGCCUUCUCUGUAUUAGCUGCUUCUGCUGCUGCGUCAGAUACUUUCAACUGCAACUCCCUGCAAGGUGGGGCACUCAUCUCAGGCAGAAGGUUUUGGUGCACCCCACUGAUCCUACUCCUGAGGGCUGCCGCUGCCUGUGGGCUCAGGAUGAAAGGGGAGACCCCUGUGAACAGCACUAUGAGUAUUGGGCAAGCCCGCAAGAUGGUGGAACAGCUUAAGAUUGAGGCCAGCUUGUGCCGGAUAAAGGUGUCCAAGGCAGCAGCAGACCUGAUGACUUAUUGUGAUGCCCACGCCUGUGAGGACCCCCUCAUCACCCCUGUGCCCACUUCGGAGAACCCCUUCCGGGAGAAGAAAUUCUUCUGUGCCCUCCUCUGAGCUGUCCUGUCCCUCCUCAUAACUCUUCAUCUUUCCCUCACCCCAGCCCUUCCUUACUUAGGUCAGUAGCUAUAAUGAGCUCCUGAGGGUCCCUGAAUCCCAUCCUUAGCCCUGGCCCAACCCUGUGAGGUUAUCUAAAGCACAAAGCCCUCCCUCACCUAUCUGCCGUCCCCAUUUCCUCACCCACUGUGGCAGGACCCAGAGCACCCCCUAACUCGGGGCACCCUUAGUUCCAUCCCCAGAAGGGCUGUCAAACUGCCAGCAUCCUACCCGCUUCCCUCUGUGACCCGGUCAGACAAUGGAGAGAGGGAUGGCUCUCAAGUCUCACCUGGAGCUAUUGGAAGGGCAAAGCCAUUUGAAGAAUAAAGUCAUACAGUCUCAGAGGACA
Molecule: messenger RNA, 976 nt
Organism: Vicugna pacos (alpaca)
Lineage: Eukaryota; Metazoa; Chordata; Mammalia; Artiodactyla; Camelidae
Source: RefSeq, a predicted model, not a curated record